Molecule: messenger RNA, 1113 nt
Organism: Penicillium griseofulvum
Lineage: Eukaryota; Fungi; Ascomycota; Eurotiomycetes; Eurotiales; Aspergillaceae
Product: SRR1 family protein
Exons: 3
Coding region: 1-1113 (370 amino acids)
Source: RefSeq, a predicted model, not a curated record
AUGGAUUCAGUGACGCGAAAUACCUUAUCUAUGAAGUACCUGUGGACAGUCCCGCCGAAGACUUCGACUGACUGGGUAAUUUCUGGUGACGGGCAGAUGAUGAAAAAGGAGGAUGCAGUGGCCCGCAUCAAGGAAAUGGAUGACACCUGCGUGCCAUUCUUCACCAAAGAAAAGUUCCGAGAAAUCGGGGAACAGCUAAAGAACGUUCGGAAUGGAAGUAAAACAAUCCAAGUGAAGAGUCUCACAGGCGCGGUUUUCGAAGCGACAGUGGAUCUGAAUAAUCCUUAUCUCUACAGGCUCUACAAAGAUCCAGAUCCUGAGCCAAAGGAAUUUGUCAACUUGGCAGUUACCAUAGAUUACAUUCAUCCAGAAAGACUCUUACAGUACAUAGAAAUCGAAAAGUCUGGAAGUGACAUCUCAGCCAAGGGUCUUCUCAUCCCCCUGCAAGUGGUGCACGAAGGAUACCCGGUCAAAAGAGAGGACAAAACCCGGAAGCGUGAUGAUGUGGCCGAAUCUUUCAACCACGCGAGAAUAGCUUGGGAAGCCAGCGAGACCUGCAAGAUAUUCAAGUCGGUUUUGUCGAACAAUGCCAGCGGUCACAAGAUCAACAAAAUUGUCGGGUUUGCUUGUGGUAGCCUGGCACAGAGCAGACUUAGAGCUGCCUUUCAGCACGCGUUGCUGGUUACCGCAAAGGAGUGGCUGGAAAAUCGAGACAAGCAGCUUCAAGAUGAGGCGCCCACUUUCUAUCUGCAGGAUCCGGACUACACCACCGUCGACGAGGAAAUCCUAGCCAAGGAUUUCGGUUUCAAAGUGGUUCCGGAGCCAGAUGGGUUUGUCGAGGUCGAUGAGCGGUCGAUUGUGCUUUCCAUAGCACCUACUGUAUCCAUCAAGUAUAUCAUCGCGGGUAUUGCUAGUCCUGCUAUUGUGAUCUGGCUUCCCAUGGGAGAAGGAGAGGAAGCCGCUCAAGAUCCCAACACGCAGGGUGUUUUGAAAAUGGCGACGGAAUACAACAAGCAUUCAUUUACCGACAAGGAGGCACUUGGAAAGGAGAAUUUUCAGCAAGCUGUGAUCUAUAUCAGGAAGAAGAAGGAUCUCAAAGUCAGGGAGGAUUAA